Molecule: messenger RNA, 768 nt
Organism: Morchella importuna
Lineage: Eukaryota; Fungi; Ascomycota; Pezizomycetes; Pezizales; Morchellaceae
Exons: 2
Coding region: 1-768 (255 amino acids)
Molecular function (GO): heme binding; oxidoreductase activity, acting on paired donors, with incorporation or reduction of molecular oxygen, reduced flavin or flavoprotein as one donor, and incorporation of one atom of oxygen; iron ion binding
Source: RefSeq, a predicted model, not a curated record
AUGACCCGCGACCACCGCAACAUCCAAGCCAUGCUAGCCACGCAGUUCAACGAUUUCGGCCUCGCCCACGAGCGCCGCGCGCACCAGGCCAUUCUCGGCACCCGGGGCAUCUUCACCAAAGACGGCCCCGAGUGGAAAGAGUCCCGCGCGCUUCUCCGGCCCUCUUUCGACCGGGCGAGCGUUGCGGACCUCAGCGCCCUCGAAACCUUCGUCACCCGGACGAUUGCGAAGAUCAAUGCCUCACCCGGCAGCGACGGCUACCAUGAAGUUGAUCUCCAGGCCUUGCUUCUCGAACUGACAAUGGACGCUUCUACCGACUUCCUUUUCGGCUCCCCCAUUGGCGCACAGGAAGGCAGGGUCUCCGCCGAAGGCCAGAUGUCGUUCUCAGAAUCUUUCGACGUAUCUCAAGAUGUGGUCUCGAUCCGCUUCACACUGAACGACCUGUACUGGCUCGUGAACCCCAAACGCUUCCGCAUCGCCAUCACCGUCGUCCACAAGCUCGUCGGACACUACGUCACCCGCGCCCUCCAAAAGCACAAUUCCAACAGCAGCGCAGACAAGCCAUACACCAAAGACACCUCCACCUCCGGAAAAUACAUCUUCCUCGAAGCCCUCUCCCAAAAGACGCAAAACCCACAAGUCCUCCAAGACCAGAUCCUCAGCGUCAUGAUGGCCGGCCGAGACACCACCGCCUCAACUCCACAUGGGCCUUUCACAUCCUCUCCCGCCACCCGGAAGUACUCCAGAAGCUGCGUAAAGAGAUACUAG